AUGGGGAAAGGGAGCAGCAGGGGCACAGCAGGUGCAAAGGCCCUGAGGCAGCAAAGCUGGACAUUGCUGAGGACGGGGCUGGGGAUGAGGUACAUGGGCUGCAUCGAAGUCCUCCGCUCCAUGCGCUCUCUGGAUUUUAACACUCGCACCCAGGUGACCAGGGAAGCCAUCAACCGGCUCCAUGAGGCAGUGCCUGGCAUCCGGGGCUCCUGGAAGAAGAAGGCCCCGAACAAGGCGCUAGCCUCCAUCCUGGGCAAGACCAACCUGCGCUUCGCUGGCAUGAGCAUCGCUGUGAGCAUCUCCACCGACGGCCUCAACCUGUCCGUGCCUGCCACGCGCCAGGUCAUUGCCAACCACCACAUGCAGUCUAUCUCCUUUGCGUCGGGAGGUGACACGGACAUGACUGAUUAUGUGGCCUACGUAGCCAAGGAUCCCAUCAACCAGAGAGCCUGCCACAUCCUGGAGUGCUGUGAGGGCCUCGCCCAGAGCAUCAUCAGCACCGUGGGCCAAGCCUUCGAGCUGCGCUUCAAACAGUACCUGCACAGCCCCCCCAGGGUGGUCCUGCCCCCGGAAAGGCUGACCAGGCCCGAGGAGUCGGCCUGGGGGGACGAGGAGGAAACGGAACACAAUUACUACAACAGCAUCCCAGGGAAGGAGCCGCCCCUGGGUGGGCUGGUGGACUCCAGGCUCGCCCUAACUCAGCCCUGUGCCGUCGGCGCCCUCGGCCAGGGCGUAUCGCCUGCUCGAAGGGACACCCGCAGUCUGCCGUGGGACCUGGGCCCCUCAGGCCCACCAGGGGAUGGCUACGUGCAGGCUGAUGCACGGGGCCCCAGAGACUAUGAGGACCACCUGUACGUCAACACACAGGGUCUGGAUGCCCCAGAGCCCCUGCAGCCGGAGGACAGCCCCAAGAAGGACCUGUUCGACAUGCGACCCUUCGAGGACGCUCUGAAGCUGCACGAGUGCUCUGCGGGGGCGGGGGCGGCGGUAGCGCCCGUUCCCCUGGAGGAUCAGUGGCCCAGCCCCCCCACCCGCCGGGCCCCCAUCGCCCCCACGGAGGAGCAGCUGCGGCAGGAGCCCUGGUACCACGGCCAGAUGAGCCGAAGGGCCGCAGAGAAGCUGCUUCGAGCCGACGGGGACUUCCUGGUGCGCGACAGCGUCACCAAUCCCGGGCAGUACGUCCUCACAGGCAUGCAUGCGGGGCAGCCCAAGUGA
Puma concolor (puma) is the source of this 1215-nucleotide messenger RNA. Lineage: Eukaryota; Metazoa; Chordata; Mammalia; Carnivora; Felidae. The record is from RefSeq and is a predicted model, not a curated record.